AGAGUGUCGUAUGACUCACGUCAAUCAACGUUCUCACUAAAAGCGUCGGCUUUUGCAAGCGCCCUAGUUUCCUUAUAUGGCGUGUAUUUUAAAACAUUUCUGUUCGACCGAGGCUAUUCGGUGCGUUUUACACAGUUUGCUUACUUACUCUCCCCGUGCAACAUGUUCAUGUACGAGCCUCCUACAAAGCUUAAUCUUACUUCAGUAGAAGAGUUUCAGGAGGCAUUCCAACUGUUUGACUCCCGUGGGGAUGGCAAAAUCCAUGUGGCUCAAAUAGGAGAUGCACUUCGUGCCCUGGGGCAAAACCCAACUGAGUCUGAUGUCAAGAAGUGCACCUUGCAUCUGAAACCUGAUGAGAGAAUAUCUUUUGAAGUCUUUCUGCCCAUUUACCAAGCUAUUUCCAAGGCUAGGAGUGGUGACACUGCAAAUGACUUUAUUGAGGGUCUGCGUCAUUUUGAUAAGGAUGGUAACGGUUUCAUUUCAUCUGCCGAGCUGCGUCAUCUUUUAUCCACUCUUGGAGAGAAGUUGAGUGAUGAGGAGGUGGAGCAACUCCUGCAAGGACAAGAAGACUCCCAGGGGAACAUCAACUACGAGAACUUUGUGCAUCUUAUUAUGCAAGGUUGAAUCAAGCAUUGUGGAAUGUUUUACACUUAGUCAGAAAAAUUGUUAACAAUCACCUAUCCACUGCCUUGCAUUCCAAAUUAAGUUUUGUUUAAGUGAUAUGAUUAAUAAUAACUACACAAAAUUUUUUAUAUACCACAUUUUUAAAAUGAUUAGAUGCAUCUUUUUUUCUUUUCAUUAAUAGCUCAUUCUUUUCAUUUCUAUAUUCUAUUUUUCAAGUCAUUUCAAGUUACUCAUCAGGAAGUUAAUUAAAAAUUAAUUAAGAAAUUCCAUCUUCAAAGAUAUUGCUCUAUAUAUAGAAAUGUUGUAUAUAUUAAAAGUUGUACUGAAUAUUUUUUUCUGAUUGGUCGAACAAUUUUUUGAAUUAAUUUUUUAUCUUACUCGUCAUUUAUUGACUAAGUGUGAAAAUAUUUUUUUCUCUUGCAUUUUACAUAUAAUUAAUAAUAAAUGUAUUAGAAAUUAUGAUUAUCUUCUGAUUUCCUUUUUUUAUAUUUAAGUGC
Messenger RNA from Vanessa atalanta (red admiral), 1121 nucleotides. RefSeq names its product myosin-2 essential light chain (gene Mlc-c). The transcript has 4 exons. Lineage: Eukaryota; Metazoa; Arthropoda; Insecta; Lepidoptera; Nymphalidae. The coding region runs from base 163 to 624 and encodes 153 amino acids. The record is from RefSeq and is a predicted model, not a curated record. Gene Ontology annotation, molecular function: myosin heavy chain binding; calcium ion binding. Gene Ontology annotation, cellular component: myosin II complex.